Molecule: messenger RNA, 4063 nt
Organism: Lytechinus variegatus (green sea urchin)
Lineage: Eukaryota; Metazoa; Echinodermata; Echinoidea; Temnopleuroida; Toxopneustidae
Gene: sec31a
Product: protein transport protein Sec31A-like
Exons: 23
Coding region: 193-3939 (1248 amino acids)
Biological process (GO): endoplasmic reticulum to Golgi vesicle-mediated transport; intracellular protein transport; COPII-coated vesicle cargo loading
Cellular component (GO): endoplasmic reticulum exit site; COPII vesicle coat
Molecular function (GO): protein binding; structural molecule activity
Source: RefSeq, a predicted model, not a curated record
UUCGCCGGCUAUCUGCCACGUUGAGGUGUUCCGGAAGGAGCCGCCAGCAGCUUUCAUCAUUGAUUUUAAAAUCACUUUUCACUUCACAUAUAAUACUUUCACAAUAUAUAUGUAAAUGAGAGUGUAGGAUAUUAGUGUGAAAGUCAUCUCGCCAAGUCUCAUUCUGCUAAACAGUCAUACAAGGUUUAAGCCAUGAAGGUGAAGGAUAUCGGUCGAACUGCCAACAUGGCAUGGAGUCCCGCGGGGCAGUACCCCAUCUACAUUGCCACUGGAACGGCAGCUCAGCAGCUGGAUGCAACAUUCAGUACCUCCGCCGCCCUGGAGAUCUUCUCCUUGGACCUGGACAAGAAAGGGCUGGAGAUGGAGAGAGCAGCCUCUCUCAGCACUGAACACAGAUUUCAUAAGUUGGUUUGGGGCAACUAUGGAAUGAACAAGGGCGACUUUGCCAACGGAACUGUCAUUGGCGGAACAGAUAAUGGGGGCAUCUAUGUUUAUGAUGCGGCAAAACUGUUGUCCGGUAGCGAGGCUCUGAUUCAUAAAAUGGACAAACACACAGGAGCAGUGAGGGCCCUGGAUGUAAACCCAUUCCAGUCAAACUUAUUAUCAUCCGGAGCAAGCGACUCAGAAAUAUUUAUUUGGGAUCUCAACAAUGCUGGAACGCCCAUGACACCCGGGGCAAAAUCGCAGCCUGCCGAUGAAAUUAGCUGUGUGGCAUGGAAUCGUCAGGUCCAGCAUAUCUUGGCGUCCACCUGCCCUGGUGGCCGAUGCGUUGUUUGGGAUCUGAGAAAAAACGAACCUAUCAUUAAAGUUACAGAUCACAGCUCAAGAAUACGAUGUAAAGCAGUGGCCUGGCAUCCCGAUGUAGCUACACAGAUGGUGCUAGCGUCUGAAGACGAUCACUCACCGGUCAUCCAGAUGUGGGAUCUCCGCUUUGCUACCUCUCCCCUCAAGGUUCUAGAAAACCAUCAGAGGGGUGUCUUAUCGAUAGCCUGGUGUCCUCAGGAUCCCGACCUUCUCCUCAGCUGCGGCAAGGACAACCGCAUCAUCUGCUGGAAUCCCAACAGCGCCGUCGCCGGCGGAGAGGUCGUCUACGAGCUCCCGACGUCCGCUCAGUGGAGCUUUGAUGUCCACUGGUGUCCGAGAAACCCGGGUUUGAUCUCUGCAUCGUCCUUCGAUGGGCAUAUCAGUGUGUAUUCGUUACUUGGAGGAGGUGGCGUGGAUAACUCGGUGCAGCAACAGCAAGCUGAUCAGAUUGCUUCAUCAUUCCCAGGUUCAGACCCGUUCAAUCGACCAGUCCCUCAGCAACAGACUCCAAAAGAACCAGUUAUGCUUAAGAAGCCACCCAAGUGGCUUCGGACACCAGUAGGGGCAUCCUUUGCAUUUGGUGGGAAGCUAAUCUCAUUCGAGAGUCCCAAGCAGCCACCCAACCAGCAGCAACAGCCGGUACCUCAGGCAAGGCCGGUUCACAUCAGUCAGGUCGUCACCGAGACAGAUCUCAUCAACAGGUCAAACACACUGGAGGAAGCCCUCUCCAAGGGGACCUUCGUAGAAUUCUGCAACAGCAAGAUCAAGCAAUCACAGAACGAGCUGGACACCCAGAUCUGGAGGUUUCUCAAGGUAAACUUUGAAAAGGAACCACGCAGUCAUUUUGUGAGCUUAUUGGGUCACGAUUCUCACGAGCUGGCGAGGAAAGCUGCCGUCGCUACUGGAGCGUCCAUGGGUCUCACCAAUGGCAGUUUAGAAGGGGAUGGUGUAGAUGCAGAAGAGCUUGCCGAGAGGAUGCAGAGAUUAUCGGGAGGAAGCCUGGAGCAGGAGGCUAAGCUUGGUAGUGGGUCAAAGACACCAAAUGACAUGUAUGGGGAUGGAGACGGCGCAGCAGCCUUCGAUGCCAUCGUAGCAGCCGGUCCAGUGGAAGUAGAGAAUAGAGGGAAAGAGGAUGUUGGAAGGUCAGCAUCACCGUUCACGAUAUCGCAAGAAGAUGACACCAAUGGCCUUGUCAGUCAAGCCAUCAUCACAGGCAAAUUUGAGAUCGCCGUUGAGCUGUGUAUCCAUGACAACCGUAUGGCUGACGCAAUCCUCCUUGCCAUCGCAGGGGGUCCGGAACUCUUAGCGAAGACGCAGCGAAAAUAUUUUCAGAAGACCAAGAGCAAUAUUUCCAGGUUAAUAUCGUCAAUUGUCACAAAAGAUGUCCGUGAUCUGGUGCAGAAUACAGAGCUGGAGAACUGGAAGGAGGCCCUCACUGCUCUGCUGACGUACAGCCAACCCAAAGAAUUCUCAACGUUAUGUGACAUCCUUGGUCAGAGGUUAGAGACUGAGGGGAAUGGUAAAUUAGCAGCUCAGGCCUGUUUAUGCUACAUCUGUUCUGGUAACGUAGACAAGCUGGUCUCGUGCUGGGCUCAAGUCAAUCAUGCCGCUACAUCCCCCAUGUCACUACAGGACCUUGUUGAGAAGGUUGUGACCCUUCGGAAGGCCAUUGAGCUGAAGGUCGGCUACGCCCCUGAGAUCUCAUCACCCAUCUUAGCCAGCAGAUUGACAGAAUACGCUCAUCUAUUAGCAUCGCAAGGCAACCUCAACACUGCCAUGAACUACCUAGGACAAUCACAUGAGGCUAAGAUUUUAGAAUUGAAGGACAGGUUACACAAAGCACAGGGUGGAGACAGCCGAACACAAUCGCCAUGGAAACAAGUCAACGUUCCUUCACAACAGCCAGCCCAGCAACCUCAAAAUCUUGGGGUGAAUUCCUUCCAAACAACCACAGUGUCGAGCAGUUCCUUCUACAAUUCACAGGUUACCUCUAGACUUCAAGGAAACGCCUACCAACCCCAGGGACAACAACCACAGCAUCCGCAACAGCCACAGCCGAAUGUCAACCAGGCAACGUAUGCAUCCACUCAGGCACCAGCUGCAACAUCGGCCACCACUACCACCACGUCGCAGUCGAAUAUGAGAAUGAAGGCAGGUGGUCCUAGGCAGUAUCCGUCGUACCCUCAGACGGGUAUGCAGCAGUUUUACUCAAGAGAGGCUCCAGGUAUGAACAACCCCGGUCAGGUAGGUCAACAGCCAGGGUUCCAGACGCAAGGGUUUGGCCAAACGCAACCUUACACCAACCCUCAGACCAGCACGGCGCCAGCGCCCCAACCUGGCGGCUUCUACAAUCCAAUGGACUAUGGUACGCAGAAUCCGGCAGUCUCCCAGCCCGUUGCCACACCGGGUCUCGGUGGAUACCAGCAGCCUCAACCAACGGUGUCCUCUGCCCCUAGCCAGUAUGCACCUGUCCCUACAUCAAGUCAUUCCACGCUGGAAAGUAAUGACCCAAAGAAGGCGUGGAACGAUCCUCCACUCCUCAAACCUAAAGCACAACCCACUGCCUAUGUACCCCCGCAGCCGAUCACCGCCCCUAUCAUGGGCGUCCCCGCAGAGGAACCUCAACCAGGCUACCAACAACCAACCGGCUAUCAACAACAGCAACCACCUCAACAAUACAAUCAACAACAGCAGAACCAGCAGGUACAACAAGAACAAUACGUCCAGCAAGAGCUACAUGCCCCCCAAGAUAAUGCACCUGUCAAACCAGCCCAGUCAGCACCAGAGAAACCCAAAUCCCCGCUACCGGCCGAACAUCAAUUCCUCUGUGAUACGUUCAAUGCUCUUGCACAAAGAUGUGGGGCUUCCCCUUCCGUUAAUGCUCAAAUGAAGCGAAAACUAGAGGAUGUUCACAGAAAGUUGGAGGUUUUAUAUGACAAGCUGAGGGAAGGAACGCUCUCGGCGAUGAUCCUGCAAGGCCUCCACGAGAUCGCCCACGACAUCGGGACGUACAACUACCAACACGGCCUGGGGGUCCACACGCGACUGGUUACCAGUGGAAACUUCUCCGAAAUCAGUGCCUUCAUGCCCGGCCUCAAGGUCCUCAUGCAGCUGGCCACGCAGCUUAGAGUAUGAAGCACCGCACGCUCCGUUCAGACGUGAUGCGGAAAAUGGCAGCAGAGAAUCCGAGGGGUGUUUUUCAAAGAGUUGGUUUGACUUAUGAGAGUUGUGCUUAAAUGCCAACACGCAUGUUGUUUAA